UUAGUUGCAACUGUCAAAGGUGGAGUGGAUACGCGCAUGACCCAACACACACUACUGUGAUAGUGUCCGUAUAAACAGCCGAAAUAAGCCGAGGUAAGGAGCCGAGGAGAGUCCGAGAGCCGAGCGAGCCGCGUCCUUUGCGCGGUUUUUCCUUCGCCUCUAAGCAAGUGUGUCGCUGCCGUCGAUAUUACUGCACUAAACAUAUUCCUGUGCCUCCCUGUAGAUCCAGCCAGCGCAAGGAUUUUUUUCUACUCCUCCUUCGUAAUAAAGUCGCCAUUUUGCUUCACUGCCUAUAUAAACCAUCCCGUAUUUUCAUGUCUUCUCCUCCUCGAGCCGCGGACCCGGCUGUGUUUGCGGGAUAUUUUUGACAUUUUCUGGAGUGUUUGUCGGGAGAAGACGGAGGUUGAAGAAAGUGCCUCGUGGUUUUCAUGUUAAUGCAGGAAAGGAGGGAAGGAGGCGGAGGAGGCGAGGGAGGAGGAGGAGGGGGGGCGGCUGGAAACUGGGAAUAAUAAGGUGAAAGUCGCGUGGAAUUGGCGAUUUCUCGCCCCCGUGUUUCGCCUUGUGCCUCGUCGUCGUCUGCGGAGGUGGACACGCUGACGGGACGACUCUGACCGCUGUCCACAGCUGUCCACAGCUGUCCACCACAGUCUGACCACUCAGUGACGGACGGCAGGUGUGAGCGAGGACCAUGUAACACGACGUCGGAGGAGGAGGAAGAAGAAGACACACAAUAAACAAACAACUGACAAACUCACUGACGCCCACUCAGGUGCGUGUCUCCUGACCCCCCCCCUCCCCUCGUCCUCCCCCCCGUCCUCCCUCCUCACGUGGGUGACCCGGGGCUACCCGGUCCUACUGCUGGGUGACAGUGUCCGACAAUUCAGGCAUGGAGAGCCCAGGCUCCAGGCUUGGGAAGCUGUCCUCAUCAGGGCUGCCAAAGGGCCGCACUCCCAAACAUGGACAUCCCCAGGAGACUGUCAGGAACAUGGCAGGCCCCGAAAACAACAAACACAUGCCAGGUCCAGUGUGUGAUGAGCCAGCAGAAGGGAAGAGGAAAGGUCGACCCAAAGCAGACGUGCAGGAACUGAGGAGCAUCCCAGCCCAUAUGAUAGUUCAAUGGAAGGAAGAGUUUAAACGCCGCUCCAGGGUUAAGUGUCCGUGUUCAGGCUGCUGGUUAGAGUUUCCCAGCAUCUAUGGCGUCAAGUACCACUAUCAACGCUGCCAGGGGGCCACAGUCGCUGAGAAGCUGAGUCAUGGCUGCCCCUACUGUGAGGCAGUGUUUGCCACAAAGGUCCACCUGCACAAGCACAAGCUGUGGAACCAUCCCGACAGGGUCACGAUGGAGGGCAAGGAGGGGCAAGCCAAACUUCACAAGACUCCUGUCAAGUCCAACACCAAGAAAAGGCCCUUGGAGAACAGCCCCCCUUCUCCUGUCUUCUUCAAAGUGAAGAAGAUCCACGAGGUGUCGACACCCUCACAGAACGGCGAUGUGGUCCACCAGAGGAGCGAGAGGAAACAGCACAGUCAGCAGAUCCCCCAGUCCCUGCCCGUCCUCCCUCACUCCCAGCAGUCGCAGUGCCAGAGCACAUCGUCUGACGCUGGUGGCAGUGAAAGUGAGGGCGGGAGUCUUCCUCCAUCUUUGGCCGACGAGGACCCAGAGCGAAUGAAGCACAGACGGAAGCAGAAAACACCCAAGAAAUUCACCGGAGAGCAGCCCUCUAUAUCUGGAACAUUCGGAUUGAAAGGAAUGACUAAGGUGGAGGAGAAACUAAAAGCAGGUCGUGCAAAGAGACCAGAAGGAAGUGCGCUCAGUGAGGAUCCUCAGAGAAGACCAGCUCCAGCUCAGUCCGCCAAGAAAGACUCAGCCACAACCAGCUCUGGUGUGGUUCCUGACACGCAGUGGCAGCGGGCGAUCUCAGAGCGAGGUGAAGUCGUGUGUCCCAGCUGCUCCAUCGUCACCAGGAAAACCAUCCACGGCCUCAAGAAACACAUGGAGAUUUGCAAGAAGCUCCAGGACGCCCUGAAGUGCCAGCAGUGCCAGAAGCAGUUCAGAUCCAAGGCCGGCCUCAACUACCACACCAUGGCUGAGCACAGCAACAAGCCGUCGGGGAGUGAAGGCCAGACGACGGGCGACGAGCAUGAGGAGAGAGAGAGGCUGCGUCGAGUUCUCAAACAGAUGGGACGAAUCAAAUGUCCUAGUGAGGGUUGCUCGGCCCAUUUCUCCAGUCUGACGGGUUACCAGUACCACCAGAAGCGCUGUGGAGGGGAGUUUUCUGAUGACGAGAAGCCUGUGUUUCUGUGUCAGCACUGUGGAAAAACCUACCACUCCACAGCCGGCAGAGACUACCAUAUACGUGCUGAACACUCAGCAACCAUCACUGCCACAGCUGCCACCAAUAACAACAACAGCAGCAACAACAAGGACAAUACAACUGACAGCAACAACAACACCGGCAAAGAAAGGGUGCUGUCAGAGGAGUCUCCAGCAGGAGGCAAGAAGGAGCAAAACCAGCCUGAGAAGAUGGACUGGCAGAAGAAAUCUCCCUCCAAAGACCCCAAAGAGAAGCAAAGAGAAACCAGGCAGAAAGAGAGGGGGAAAGAAAAAGAGAGGGAGUCAGUCGCUGACAAAGCAGUGCGGAAUGAGAGCCAGGGGGAGGACUUUGAGCGGACCCCAAGUGGCAGAGUGAGGCGCCGCUCAGCCCAGGUGGCAGUUUUCCACCUGCAGGAGAUCGCAGAGGACGAGCUGGCCAAAGACUGGGGCACCAAGAGACGCAUAAAAGACGACCUGGUGCCUGACAGCAAGAGGUUAAACUACACACGACCCGGCCUCCCCAACUUUAGCCCAGAGCUCCUGGAGACCUGGAAGAACCAAGUCAAAGAGAAGGGUUUCAUCUGCUGCACCAAUGAAAACUGUGAAGCUGUAUAUUCCAGUGUGUCAGGACUUAAAGCUCAUCUCGCCAACUGCAGCCAGGGUGGUGGAGAACUGGGGAAGUACACCUGUCUGCUGUGUCAGAAGGAGUUUAGUUCAGAGAGCGGCGUGAAGUACCACAUCAGCAAGACACACUCACAGAACUGGUUUCGUGCAGCCGAGAAUGAAGUGGUCUCCAGCAGCAAGAAUAAAGCGCCGCAGAACAACGGGAUCAAAGCAGAGGUGACAAACUGUGCUGCACCGGGUAAGAAGAGGGGCCGCAAGCCCAAAGAGCGCCCCUCUGUGGUCGAACCUCUUCAAACAAACAUUGAAGCGCCUGCAGUUACUGAAAACUCAGCCCCCGCCACAGAUCCUUCCUUGUGCUCAACAAAAUCUCCGAGCUUGAUCCCCAACCCAUCGGACAAUGCUCAUUCAGGCCCAAACCGACAGCCCGUCCCUUCUGCUGGCAGACGAAGCAAACCCAAGAGGCUGUCGCUGUCAGAGUAGCUGUGCAUUUGUCCACCCAGGAGCCACAGAGGAUGCUCACUGUAAAAAGGAAGCUCAGAGACUUUGAGGAAAGCUAAAUUAGGAAGUCAAAUACAGUCCAGAGUCAAUGUGUCUGUUGUUAUAACCAAUUCUAAUGUAACAGUCAUUUUUGUUUCCUCUCCAUUCCAUUUUGGUCUCAGUUUGAAGGCACAUACGAUCUCACAGCAGGGCUGUCAGCCGUCCUCACAGAUGAAAUCCCCACUUCUAGAUAACAGAGGGAUUAUUCCCACAAAUUGAAAGUAAUACUCUCCACAAGUUUAAAAAAAAAAAGAUAUUCUAUUCGCAUGGUGAAGUCUUUAAUGAUAGCUACUGUUUUCACAUUUCUUUCCCAGAUAUUCUGUACUUUGUACAUAAACAAUAUCUAUAUCUAUAUAUCUAUAUACUCAAAGCAAUGAUGCCAUUUUAUAGUUUUCAAGUCUAACACAUCCAAUUGGAUCUUGAGCAGUCAUGUUUUUGGCAGUGUGUGCUGUAGUGCAAUGUCAUUUUGAACUUUUUUCAUUUCUUUCUGCUUUUAGGUUCAUUUUUUUACUUUUAUUUUGUACUGUUUAUGUUUCAAGUAAGCAAAUGUCCUCAUAAGCUAAAAUGUUGCUCAGUUGUAAAUCUUUUUCCACCCCAUGUUUUCCUACUGCUAUAUGAGCUUAACUUUUAAUUUGUAUUUUUUGGGACAGCAUCACGUGACAGAUGAAAACAAAAAUCACUGUAAGUGAUAGGACUCAUUUAUGCUCAAGGGAAACAGACAAAGUCAUCUGUCUGUACAUUCACUAAACACGUGACAUGGGAUGGAGCAGUACAGUACCACCAGAAACCAUCAGGGGCAGUGAUGCACGAUGAGCAUAGGAAGUUAAGACAAAUAUGUGGAACUUUGUGAAGAGAGAGUUUGUGAAUUGGAAGCUGUGUUCACACUCCAACAGACGCGACACGUCAACACAUCUCUGUCUUGUCUUUUGAUUUCUGUGCGUCUGCUGGUUUUUGCCUUGACUGACCUCAUUGGGAUUGCUGUGCUCGUUUGUGAAAAGUACAAUUGUCAUAGAUCUCCAGGUGAGCACGAGCCUGGAUGAAGGUGAUUCGGUUUGGCCAAAGUUAGAAUCUCAGAAAAAAGGGAACCGUGUUCUCGAGGGAGGCUUAUCGCCAUGACAACAGAGAAGCCACUUUUGUUUGGCCCCCAAAGAGCAGCUGUCUUUUGAUUCAGCUGUUGCUGUCAUGUAUUUUAGCGACUUGCUCCGGCCAUAAGUCGUGAGACGUUAUUACUUCACGGCCAUCGCUCCUAGAAAACUCGCUCUGCAAACCAGAUCCAGAUCAUUGUCUGAUUGUUUGUAGGUCUAUCCUACGGCGUACAGAGGCAUUUUCGUCUAUGUUCGUUGGCCACGCCUCUUGAGAGUGGGCGGGACUUUCCAGACUCAUACUUAAUCCCGAAUGAGUUUGAGACACGGUCUAUUCCAUUCAAUUCAAUUUUAUUUACACAUGAUCUCAGGUCUCUGUACACAGACAACAUGAUGGAGACAGAGAAACACAACAGUUCACACAAUGAGCAAACACAAGGCUUCAGUGGAGAGAAUGUGCAGCAUCUGCCUCGACCGGUUGGGGUGAAAGGAAAAAUGGAGGACAGAGGAGAGGAGGGGGAGAGACAGAAAGGAAGGUCUGGGUGAGCUAGCGUAGAUAUGUCAGUGCCAUGACGGUUUAUUGUAACAACACAUCACGUGAUCAGUUGAAAUGAACCAACCUGCGAACCAACCUGCGUGAUUUGGCCACGUGACAAGUCUGUGUGUUUGCUGUGAACUGUCUGGUGCUUCUCACGGUCAGGCUGUACUCUCCUUGUUCUGUGCUGAGUUGGGUUUGUGUUGUGUUCUGGUCACAUGUACAUUACCCAUGGUUCCAUUUGUGCAAUGAUGAGGGUCCAUGUGGGUGUGAAGUUCCACGAGUUAUCACCUGAAUCCACAUUCUAUUCCAUUUCAAUCUGUUGUCGCACCUGAAGCAGAUGUGGGGCGCUUGAUGGCAUUUACAUCUGCGCUGCCCUCUGGUGGAUGUAACAGCCAAACCAAUGUAAAAGGGUCACUGAUGGUUAUAUCGUCUGAAACGUAUUUGUAUCACUGUUCCUACACAAAGGCAGCAUCGAUGAUGUCCAUCUGUAUGAGUUCGUAACAUUAGCAUGGCCUUGUUUAAUUGAUUUUCAAUGAGGAAAAACUUGAAAUAUUCUGUCUAAAAUAGGACUGGCAAAGCUAAUGGUUGGACAGAAGGAGUGAAUCGUGUGUGAAGCCUGUUGCACCGUUGCAGCACAAUCAGAGGACACCGUGUUAGAGGAAGCCAUGUUUUGGCUACUGCUUAAGCUUGAGUCAAAGAACUGAGGAGAGAACUUUAAAAAAAAUAAUCUUUUUAUAGAGUUUGAGGGAAGAAAAUCUUUUAUUAAACAGAAAAAAGCUCGAAAAAGCAGAUGAAGAUUAACUGACAAAAAUGUAUAUGUAUGAUUUCCUGGAUGCUCAAAGUUAAUGCCUUGCACUUUAACCCUUCUCACUCCCCUCUCGUAUUUUUGCACUCCGGAGUAUUGAGCUUGGCCGAUCAUGGCUGUCAGGUACAGGAGCGGGAAGAU
Messenger RNA from Solea solea (common sole), 6038 nucleotides. RefSeq names its product zinc finger protein 512B (gene znf512b). NCBI's taxonomy places the organism in Eukaryota, Metazoa, Chordata, Actinopteri, Pleuronectiformes, Soleidae. The transcript has 17 exons. Gene Ontology annotation, molecular function: zinc ion binding. The record is from RefSeq and is a predicted model, not a curated record. The coding region runs from base 887 to 3415 and encodes 842 amino acids.